GCAGCUGGGGCGCGGACGCGGCAACUCCCCACGAGGGCCCGAACCGCUGCGUCGGACCUCAGGGGCAGCCUGCCGCACUCCCCCCCCCGAACGCCGCCUCCGCGCGCGCCGCCGGCAUCUGGAGCGCUCCGUCACGCUCGAGAACUCCGAUGCCGCGAACGACUGCGAGAGCCACCUGUCCCGGCACACGAGGCAGCGGGGCAAGGGGCGCCCGACGCACGAGAAGAUCGAGCACGCGAUCGAGCAGGACAGCAUCUGCGCGAACUUGGAGCAGGCCGAGCGCGCGCAGAUCAUCGAGAGCAUGAAGUACCUGACCUUCGAGGACGGGGACCUCAUCGUCAUGCAGGGCAAGCCCGGGAACACCUUCUUCGCGAUACACGAGGGCAAGGCGGACGUCUUCAUAGACGGCCAGGCGAUCAACACCCUGUCGGAGGGCAGCGCCUUCGGGGGCCUCGCGCUCGUCUGCGCGUGCCCGCGCACGGCGACGCUGCGCGCCAGCGGGAGGUGCGCCGUGUGGGCCGCCCACGGCGACGUCUUCCGCGACGUGCUGCGAAAGCACGCCAAGAAGAGGCUCGCAGAGAACCGGAAGUUCAUCGACUGCAUGCACAUGUUCGACGGGCUGCAGCCCCGGCAGAAGGACCGCCUGGGCGACCUCUUCUUCACCAAAGUCUUCGAGGGCGGGAAGCAGGUGCUGCAGGAGGGCGGCAGCGUCGCGGCCAUCUACUUCGUGAAGCGCGGCUCGCUGUCCUGCCGCUCGCUCGUGCCCGGGGCCCGCGCCAGCCGGCAGCUGGGGCCCGGGGACUGCUUCGGGGAGCAGGCGCUCGUGGAGAGCACCAAGCCGGACGAAAUCGUGGAGACUCUGGAGCGCUGCGAACUGUUAGGCAUCAGCGUGGAGGCGCUCAAGGAGGCGCUGGGGGCAGAUGUGGGGCCCAAGUUGCAGCGGGAGUUCAUCAUGAGAGGCUUCAGAAGCUCGCCGGCAUUCUCCCUCUUCUCUUCCACGCAGCACCAGGCCAUGAUAGAGGAGAUCGCGUUCAAGGACUACGCCCCCGGCAGCCUCAUCGACAGCGGCCUGCGCUGCGGGGUGGUGAUAAGCGGCGCGGUCACUGGCGGCGGCCCGUCCGCCGUGCGGCUCGGCCGCGGCGGCUGGUUCGAGGACGGCUCCUACGUCUCGAGGCCCGGCGACGGGCAGCAGAGCAUGCUCCGGCGGCAGCAGUCCGCGUCCUCCGCGUACGUCGUCAUGGGCGGCGAGGAGUCGGGGACGCUGCAGGAC
Molecule: messenger RNA, 1270 nt
Organism: Prorocentrum cordatum
Lineage: Eukaryota; Dinophyceae; Prorocentrales; Prorocentraceae
Source: the annotation of a GenBank genome assembly